This is a messenger RNA of Soboliphyme baturini, 4824 nucleotides long. Lineage: Eukaryota; Metazoa; Nematoda; Enoplea; Dioctophymatida; Soboliphymatidae. The record is from the annotation of a GenBank genome assembly.
CAACUACUAUUCAUACACCGAAGUACCGCUGGAGUGCAUGUCGAUGGACGGCGGCGACCCGUUCUCGUCACUCAUCAACUACAACCUCGUCCAAAGCGCCUAUGUGAGCAAAGCCGGCUUCGACCUAGCGAAAGAUCUGAACAUCAGCACGGAGGACGACGUGUUGUUUGCACUGUUUGCCAGAGGCAUCAACGAAGCGCAGCCUAACGAGCCAUCUCGACAGGCAGCCCUCUGCGUCUACUCGAUGAAGUAUAUCGAAGAGCGAUUUCUGGACAACAUCAAGCUGUGCGGCCAGGGCGAGUUGAUGAGAGGCCUAGCGAUCUUCAAGGUGGAUCGAAAAUGUCUCAAGAUGAAUUUCUCCCCAACCGAUGACAUCACAUGUGGUUUUGAUACGAAUUACCCUUUGGGCGGGACUUUGCCCGUCACGCAACGUUCAGCGUUAGUCACUACUAACUCAAGACUUACGGCAGUCGCGGCAACAACUGCUCACAUGUAUACCAUCGUUUUUAUUGGAACGGAUGAUGGCCAGCUGAAAAAGGCAGUGUUGGACAGUGCCACAUCAGCUCACGAGUACGAAAAGAUCGACAUUGACCCUGGACGUGAGAUAUUGGCUGAUAUGGAGUUCGACAUGUCCGGACUGUUCGUCUACGUCAUGACCGCCAGAUUGUUGAGCAAGGUCAAAGUUCAAGAAUGUUUGCGCCACCAGCGGUGCAAUCAGUGUCUGGGAGCCGAAGACCCAUACUGUGGUUGGUGUUCACAGGAUAACAAGUGCACCAUAAACGACAAUUGUAGAGGCAACUGGCUGGCUUUCAAAGGAUCUCAGUGCACGUCGAUCACUCGAGUCGAACCUGACGAAAUCCCCACUACCGUGGCGAAAUAUGUUGAUCUCACAGUCCAGAAUCUUCCGGCGGUCAGUGGUCAGCUUUCGUGUGUGUUUACUGUUCGAUCGCAGAAGCUGAUCACCGGGGCUACGAGAAAGCCCGGAGGCGUGAUCAUUUCCUGUCCCACUCCGCAGACCAAUUUAUUGCCGCUUGUUGCACCUGGUGAACACAUUUUGAGCGCCCGGUUGAGCAUUCAGGUGGACACUGGUCCUGAUUUCGCUGCCACCAACUUUACCUUCUACGACUGUUCGACGUACUCCAACUGUCAUCAGUGCGUAAGUGCUGAAUUCGCGUGUGAUUGGUGUGCCGAAUCUGCGCUGUGUACGUCUAACACCGAGGAGUACUGUCGAAAUCAAAACGUGAUUAGUGGCAUGAAUCGCAUCGGCCAUUCCACUGGUCGAAAGGGGCCCACGUUCUGUCCGUACAUCACCACCAACCAAGACCCAGCGUUAUACAUUCCUUCUGGUAGCAGCUACUCCAUCAAAGUACAGGCGAUGAACUUGCUGGUAACCACUUUGUUGACUGUCCAGUUAUUUACUGACUUUUCAGCUGCUAAAUCUUUAUUUUCUGAAUUUCAAACUGAAUUCAUGUGCGAGUUCCAAUUCGGGACUGGCACUCAUCGAAGACCUGCCCGUCGCUACAAUAACUACAUUGAAUGUGAUCGGAUGGAGUUUUCUUACUACGAUUCCCUGCCUAACGUAACGGCGAAGUUUGCGGUCACCUGGGCUUCCGGAAAGGUCUUGGACAACAUCGAAAAUAUUCGUGGUGCAUCUGUUGCCUCCUUCCCUGCAGAUAGGUGUUUGUCACGUUCUGUUUUAGUCAUCAUGUACAAAUGUGAGCGUAUGGCCAAAAGUUGCGGGUUGUGUCUCCAUCUGCCACAUCACUAUGGAUGUGGUUGGUGCGUCCCCCAGGAGACGUGCACCGUCAGCUCUAAAUGCGCCAGCCAUGGUCAAGAAUGGCUUGAUGUCAAUGGCGUCUGUUCCAAUCCCAGAAUUACAAAAUUUUAUCCCAUCUCUGGGCCGGUCGAAGGCGGCACCAGGCUGACUAUCGAAGGAAUCAAUUUGGGGCGAACUUUCAAUGACAUUAAACAAGCGGUUCGAACAAAUAACGUCGCGUGCAAGCCGUUGCGUGAACUGUAUGACGUCAGUACUCGCAUUGUCUGUAUUACGGGUCCUGCGAAUCACCAUAAGACACAGAGCGGGCCCGUAGUGGUAAGGAUCAAAGAUGCCAUGGAAUUCGUGGCCAUUUCUGACCAGAGUUUCCAGUACGUGGACCCGGUAAUUACUGGUUUUUCUCCUAAUUCUGGUCCGCAGUCAGGCGGCACUCUGCUGACAAUUCGUGGCCGAAGCCUGGACGCUGGCUAUGAGGUCACUGCUUCUGUUGGCGGGGUUCCUUGUAAAGUUGUCCAAAAACACGCCGACCGCGCGUUAUGUCUCACCGGUGCUAGCUCUGUGUCCCGUCGCUCUGGUGGUAUAGAAAUGUCGUUCGAUAACGCGACGAGAACUUUCGCUGAUUCGCAGUUCACAUACGAAAAUGACCCGGUCAUCACAGCUGUUGUUCCUGACAGGGGUAUAAUAUCAGGUGGAAUCACGGUCGACGUCACUGGCGCUGGUUUCGGCAUAAUUCAGGUGAUGCGCAUGUAUGUGGUGUAUGACGGUCGCGAGUCGUGGUCAGUAUCUCCAUGUUCUGUUCUGAGCGAUGGCCAUGCCAGAUGCGUUACCCCACGUGUGUCCAUCAACCCGAACAACCGUCACUAUCCUCGAGCAAACGUGCCUUUGAACUUGGAAUACGGCAUCAUCAUGGACGGCGUCAACUCGUCCAGGAAUAUGUCGGCGAAUCCCAAAUUCAAGGUUUUCAAUAUAUUUCCUGAUCCUGAGUUUGAAGUUUUUCCUCAUGAGGUCGGUCAGUUGUCAGUGAAGCAUUUCAAGAACGACUACUUGACCAUCAACGGCAACAACAUCGAUUUGGCAAUCAGGGAACGAGAUAUCGAAGUGUGUGGCUUACCAGAAGUGAGAAUCAGCGUUGGCGGGGGCAGCCGCAAUUACAGCAUCGGCUACCUGAGUUACGAUGACCCAUCGUCGUCGCCGAUGCCCAUGAGCAAUAUCAUCACCGUCGCUGCGGCGGUCGUCGUCUUCUUUUUUGCCAUCGUCGGGGUGCUGGUCGCCUAUCGGCGCAAAUCCACAAAGCAGCUACGACAAAUGAAGUCCCUGAAAGAUCAGAUCGACGCCAUUGAACUCAAAGUAGCUAACGAAUGCAAGGAAGCUUUCGCCGAAUUACAGACCGACAUGACCGAAUGGACAACAGAGACCACUGCGGCCGGCAUACCUUUCCUACCAUAUCGCGAAUACGUUAUGCAAGUGCUGUUUCCGAGUUCCAUCAACCACCCUGUACUCAAAGAUUUGGAGGUUGACGCAAACAGGCGCACACAGCUCGAGCGUGGUUUGACGUUGCUCAACCAGCUGUUUAUGAAUAAGUCGUUUUUGCUGAUAUUCGUACGAACAUUGGAGUCGAACAAGUAUUUCCUUUCGAAGGACCGGGUGUACGUUGGUAGUCUGCUGAUGGUUAUUCUGCAUGAGAAAAUGGAGUACUGUACGGAUAUCUUGAAAACGCUGCUGACCGAACUGAUCGAGAAAACAGUUCAGCGGCGCUACCAACCAAAGGUUCUGUUUCGACGGUCUGAAUCGGUCGCGGAGCGCAUGCUCGCCGCUUGGUUUACCUUUCUUAUGUACAGAUACUUGAUGGUGAGUACGGUUCUUGCCGAAUUACUUUUUCGUACUUUCACAAUUAAUUGCGCUUCUGUAGAAUGGCGUACCGGUGUUUCGGGAAGACUUGUGCUGCAGGACAUUGAUGUCACUACAAAAGUCGAACCCGGAGGUUGGAAGCGGCUGAAUUCACUGGCCCAUUAUAAGGUUAUCAAUAAUGCAUCCCUUGCCCUGGUUCCGAAGCAGUCGUCGAUGUAUAAUCUGUCCCUUCUCUCUGACCGAUCUGAUAAGUCGAGCACCUUUUCCCUGAAAAACAGCCCUACGUUGAGCCGCGCCUUUUCUCCACUCAGCUCGCACAAAGAUUUGGAAUCUGGCUUCAAGAUCUACCAUCUCGUGAAACCGAACGAUCCGCAGGAAAUGGGAAUGGAACGCGGCGGCAAGAUGGUGUCUGAAAUCUAUCUCACGCGACUUCUUACCACGAAGGGUACCUUGCAAAAGUUUGUCGAAGAUCUCUUCGAAGCCAUAUUUUCCAUUGCUCAUCGUGGCAGCACACUUCCGUUGUGUAUCAAAUACAUGUUCGACUUCAUGGACGACCAGGCGAUGCGGUUUGGUAUCACCGAUCCGGAGGUAGUACAUACCUGGAAGAAUAACAGUCUGCCGUUGCGCUUCUGGGUGAAUCUCAUCAAAAACCCACACUUCGUGUUCGACAUCAGUCGUCCGACGAAAAUCGAAGGCUGCCUGUCGGUGAUUGCGCAGACGCUGAUGGACUCUUGUUCCACACAAGAUCCUCAACUAACCAAAGACAGUCCGUCAUCGAAGUUACUUUUCGCCCGUGAUAUUCACAACUACAGGGAAUGGGUCGAAAGGUACUACCAAGACAUUCGUCAACUGCCCACCGUUUCCGACCAGGAUAUGAAUGCUUUCUUGGUUGAACAGUCGCGUCAGUACUACGGUGAAUUUAACGUUCUUCCAGCUUUAAACGAACUUUAUGUGUACGUCGAUCAGCACAAAGAUCAAAUUCUCGCCGCGUUGGAGGAAGAUGAGUUCGCCUGCAGAAAUAGACUUCCAAUGAAAUUCCUGCAGAUGCAGCGAGUGAUCAGCGGAGACCAAACGACGAUGACGACGGCGACGAGUGUUUCUUUCGCGAAACCUUAUCUCAAUCCUCUUGGACUCAAGGUCAUCACUCCCGGCGGCAACGACGUUAAUUCCACGGCGAUCAGUAGCUCCGUUUUCGCGUAACA